Molecule: messenger RNA, 1200 nt
Organism: Cadophora gregata
Lineage: Eukaryota; Fungi; Ascomycota; Leotiomycetes; Helotiales; Ploettnerulaceae
Exons: 2
Coding region: 1-1200 (399 amino acids)
Source: RefSeq, a predicted model, not a curated record
AUGGCAGCCUCCCCAAUCAAUCAGUUCUACACCAACCCAUCGGCCCGCACCUGGGCAUCCAGUUCCCCUCCUUCAAAUGCAUUAGAUAUCACAGCCUUUUACAACAGUCUCCCCAACUUCGCACCCACAUCACUUAUUCCUCUGCCCGCCAUCACCAAAGAACUCGGCCUCAAAAGCGUCUAUGUCAAAGCCGAGACAUCUCGCCUCGGACUCCCUUCUUUCAAACUUCUCGGCGUCUCUUGGGCCAUCCGCCAAGCCAUUAUCCAGAGAGCUUGUCUCCCAUCCUCCGCUUCUCUAGACGAUCUCCGCACUGCUGUCACGCAGCAGGGUAUCAAACUAUGUGCUGCGACGGACGGGAAUCAUGGGCGUGCGGUAGCGAGGAUGGGAGUAUUGCUUGGUGUGAAGGAAGUGAAGAUAUUCGUGACGAAAGGUCUGGGUGAGAGUAUUGUGAGGAGUAUUGCGGGGGAAGGAGAAUGUGUGGACGUGAGGGUUGUGGAGGUAUGCUAUGAUGACAGCGUUAAGGUUGCUCAUUGCUGGGGGGAGGAGAAUAAAGGGGGAAUGUUGAUUGAGGGGACAGCUUUUGAGGGGUACGAGGACGUGCCGAAGUGGACAGUUCAAGGCUACCGGACCAUGCUAUACGAAAUCGACUCCCAACUCGAAGGUCGGGUUCCAAGUCUCGUCGUAGCACCCGUAGGCGUAGGAUCUCUUGCUCAAGCAAUCGUAACGCACUACAAGGCCCCCAAACUUCCAGCCUCAUGUUUAACACACUCAAACUCACUCCAAGCUCCAGCUCCAAACCAAACAGCAGUCCUAACAGUUGAGCCCCACGCCGCUGCCUCUCUCCACACCAGCCUUCAAGCCGGUACCUCCGUUACUGUGACUACCACAUCAACGAUCAUGACCGGUCUUGAAUGCGGCACUAUCUCUACUGCUGCAUGGCCGAUUCUGAGAGAUGGUGUUGAUGCUAGUGUUACUGUUGGGGAUGGGGAGGUGCAUUGUGCAUUGCGAGAGUUGGAAGGGUAUGGAGUAAUGGCUGGGCCAUGUGGCGUUGCUGGUUUGGCGGGGUUGAGAGCAGUGCUUGAGACUGUAAAUGGGGAACGGAAUGAGAAGAUGAAGGGAGUGUUGGGGUUGGAUGAGGAGAGUAUUGUGAUUUUGAUCUGUACGGAGGGGACGAGACCUUAUGUUGCGCCUGGCAUGUGA